This is a messenger RNA of Lontra canadensis (Northern American river otter), 1420 nucleotides long. It is a transcript of the gene TMEM138, whose product is annotated as transmembrane protein 138. Bases 321 to 809 code for a protein of 162 amino acids. The record is from RefSeq and is a predicted model, not a curated record. Lineage: Eukaryota; Metazoa; Chordata; Mammalia; Carnivora; Mustelidae. The transcript has 5 exons. Gene Ontology annotation, cellular component: cilium.
UGGGGGGGCUCAUUCUUUCCCACUUCGCAGAGCAGUGGCGAGCAUUAAAGGCAAUUGUCCAGGUCGCCGGGAGUGUCAUGGUGCUGGUAGUAGGUGAUAGCUGUCAGUGUUGUUUACGAAUGCGGAAUCUCCGCUCAGAGGAAGUGCCAUCACGCGGCCACGAAGGUGGGACUUUCCACCAGGCCCUUGUCUUAGAGCAAGGAAAACAGCUCCGAUUUGAGGAACUAGUGCUUCUUCCUCGGUGCUGGGGAGAAAUCCCGGAGCUGUCUCCUGGGGAACUGUGGAAUGUGCCCCUGGGGGCCCAGUAAAGCAGAAGGAAGAUGCUUCAGACCAGUAACUAUAGCCUGGUACUGUCCCUGCAGUUCCUCCUGCUGUCCUAUGACCUCUUUGUCAAUUCCUUCUCGGAGCUGCUCCGGAUGGCUCCUGUCAUCCAGCUGGUGCUCUUCAUCAUCCAGGAUAUUGCAAUCCUCUUCAACAUCAUCAUCAUUUUCCUCAUGUUCUUCAACACCUUCGUCUUCCAGGCUGGCUUGGUCAACCUCCUGUUCCACAAGUUCAAAGGGACCAUCAUCCUCACAGCUGUUUACUUUGCCCUCAGCAUCUCCCUUCAUGUCUGGGUCAUGAACUUACGCUGGAAAAACUCCAACCGUUUUGUCUGGACAGACGGACUUCAAACGCUAUUUGUAUUCCAGAGACUAGCGGCAGUGUUAUACUGUUACUUCUACAAACGCACAGCUGUGAGACUGGGUGAUCCUCGCUUCUACCAGGACUCUUUAUGGCUGCGCAAGGAGUUCACGCAAGUCCAAAGGUGACCGCUGCUUGUCACACUGAUGGAUGCCUUUCCCUCCUGACAGAGGCUACAUUUGUGCCUCUGUGAGGUGGGGGUUGGCUCUGCACAGGAAGCACCUUGACUUUCCUACGACAGGCCACUUAACGUUCAACAGUCAAGAAGGAAGAUCUUCCCUCUUGCAAAUUAAAGUGUUUCCCAAUACAGGCUUCAGUACAAAACCCUCCCUGGCCUUCUACCUCAGUUCUGCCCCUUUUCCUUUCCUACUCUCUACCCCUCUUCUCACACAAGGCUGUGAGGCUUGAUCCUUGGGAAGUUGUCACUUAGCCUAGUACAGGAGGGGCUCCUGGCACCUGCUUUCUUUGCACCAAACAUAAUUAAUGGAUGCAAAGAGUGACAUUUCUCAGCUCCUGCCUGAUCAUACCGUAGACAUUUAGAUUUUAUAACGAAGGCAUUUUUUUACAUUUUAUAAAUAGGAAAUAAAUUGAGUUCUUUUUCCAUAAAUUUGGUGGAGUCUGUUUGUGUAGCUAGAUCUCUUUGCAGAUAAGAGGCAUGUCAGGUCCUGGCCUUAGCAUUUACUUGACCGGGUGGGCAGCUUGAGCCACAGAACAAAUAAAGAUAUUUAUUGAAUGCCGU